Porites lobata is the source of this 5387-nucleotide messenger RNA. The record is from the annotation of a GenBank genome assembly. NCBI's taxonomy places the organism in Eukaryota, Metazoa, Cnidaria, Anthozoa, Scleractinia, Poritidae.
AUGGCAGCCAUUUAUAGUCUUUACGACGAGAGGGAAAUCGAGCCGUGGAAGGAGGCAUUUCUGUUAUAUGACAAGAUGCUAAAACUUAAAGCCCAAAAAGAAAAGAAAGAAAAGGCCGGAAAACUUCUGGAACUUGAUUAUUGGUAAGCUGGUGAAAUAGUGCAACCAAACAAGCUCCUAAAACCUUAUACAGUGAAACCUCGUUAAGACUUAACAGCUUUUAAGCUUAUAGCUUAGCGAAUGGCAAAAUUCGAUUGCUAAAACAAGGUUUUGUGAUAUUGAGGUCCAUUUCUAUCUAUUUUUCUCUCACUGGGGCGAAGAAUUUCGUUCUUUAUACCGAGACCUUCGUCAUAAUUAGAGGUUUGUUUUUUCGAGGUUCCGCUGUAUAAGGUAAAUGGUACGUUUUGGGUGACGGGGAAACUAUCUAGCGGAAUUAAUCCCGUAACCAUUAUAUACCUGCCAACUCUCACGCCUUAGGCGUGAGUCUCACGCCUGCGGGUUGAAAACUUCGAUCUCACGCCGGCUCACGCCUGCGGGCCAAUUUCUCACGCCUGAUUGAAAAAUGUGAGUUGUUGCCGUCCUGCUUGACACAAUUUCCAAAAAUAUGUUAACUCAGACCCAUGUAAGGAACGAAAACCUUGUGUAAAAUGAAAAAAAUGGCAAUACCUUCCUCGCGAUCUCUGAUUUUUGAAGUGAAAAGCACUGGGAGCGAGCUCGCCUUUGGCAGACUUCGGACGUCUUCGGAAGACUUCGGACUUCUUCGGGAAUCUUCGGAAAUGAUCGUGUCGUCUUCAAUAAUCCCAGCACUCCCAGGAUAAAAAUCUCACGCUUAUAUCUCAGAAAAAGUUGGCAGGCAUACCAUUACUCAUGCCUCUCCCCGCAAGAACAUCAAUAACAUGGGACCCUGAAUCACCCCUAUCCUCUUUUAGUAAAAUCCAACUAGUGGCCUGUUAUCAAUGCUGCGUUCUGAUUGGUUGAGCUACUACUAGGCUAUAUGUUACAGCCUUCUAGAAGCGAAAAGUGCCGACUUUGACCAAAUCCCAAAGCAAACUUUAUUGUAAUGGGUGUAUAUCUGUCUGGCAGAGUGCAAAUGGCCAAAACUAACAAGCCGAUGCAAGUCUUAAUUAUUCAGCAGAUGAUUUUCCUAUCUGAGUAGUCAAACCGAAUAUUGAAAGCAAGUUUUGAAUAUUUGUCUUAAGUAGUAUUAUUGGAAGUAAGUUUCAAAAUAAGGAACAAUUAUUCAAGCCAAGUUUGAUAUAUAUACAGAACAAGUGUCAUAUAUUUUGGAAAAGUUUUAUAUAUUUAGAGGAAGUAUUUUUGUCUGCUUUGGCAUGUGAUAGAAAAAAGAAUUCUAAAAUAUUUCACUAUUUCAUCCUUCUUAGCUUGGGAAACAAAAGAAGAAAAUUCCUCUCGAUCAUUUCAUUAUGGUGAUAAUGAUUAUUUCUCUACUGCUUUUGUCAUUUUUUUCUUUAAAACAGAUUCACACAUUUGUGACCCUGCUAACAGUGACAUAGUGGUAAGGGGUGGGGAGGGGGGGUGAGAUUAGAGGCCUAAGAAAAGAAAAUAAAGCACUGGGGAGGGUAUGAGUAAUGGUUAUGGAAUAAAAGGAAGGCAACUAAAUCCCGUCAAAACAAAUAUAAACUCAAUCAGUAAAUCAAAAGAAAAUAAAAUAUCAAUGAAUAAUAAAUAUGUAAAGGACUUCGAUAUCGGCAGCACUUAUUGAUAUCAGUAAGUUCCCACUUUUGGCAUUUUAAAAGAAUCCUUUUAUUUUUCAAUCCAUAAUUUUCAAGUUUGUUCUUUAUGUUAUUGUGGAAUUUGUCCAUACUUAUGAAAACGAGAGGUCAGUUUACUGUUUGACGGUGAUUAUAUCAUUUUGAUAAUUUUAUACUGCAAGAAUGCACCUGUCCAAGCAAAAAAUCAACCAAUUACCAAAGAAGCCAAACACUCUUCACUCAAUCAUAGGUCCACCCAUAAUGUCCACCUAUAUGUAAUAAUUAUGGUAUAAAUAAUUAUCAUUCCCCUCUUAAAGGCAAGUUGCAUUUCUUAAAACCUGUCAGACUGAAUCAUAUCUUACCAAUAUGAAUAUUUUGCACUCCCUUCAUGUACUGUUGCUGAUUUAAAUGCACCAUGCACCGGUAAGUUUCAAAUGUCUAAAUCUAAUGAGUAUUCUUGAUCUUCAUUCUUUGUUUUGGGGUUGUAAAGCAUGGCAAUGACUGUUAUUUAGUGUUAAAUAUCUACUAAGUGUAACUAUUGAAAGGUUUCAGAAUCAGUUGCCUCAAGAAAUAAAUAAGAGAUCAGAGAAAUUUCUGACACAGGAGGAACUGAUCAAACUCAUGGAAUGGAAGCUGAUGGUAAGUUGAAAGAAAACACUAGGGUAUUUCUCUAGGUUGUAGGUGACUUUUUUUAAUUUGCAGGUGUACUAGGUUUCCUUUUUCUUGAAUGCCAACCCUAAACCUAACACCCACACCUGCUUAUAAAUGUACGUGUUAUAGGUCAAAAUUAUAUUUAUGUUAGAAUUUUUAACCUAGUUUGAUUCUCAAUAUCCUUUGUCUCCUAGCCCAAAUUCAGGAAUAAUUAGGGCUAGGAGAAAAAGGAAAUAGAGAAUUAAUUUAAUUUUGAGCUGUAACAUGUGCACUUGCAAUUUUAACUCAGUUAUAUCUCUGGGUUAGUAAAUCUCACUGAAGUAUGGGUUGGUUUAAUUCGUGGUCUUAAUUUUAUUUUUUUAUCGUUUUUGGGUAUGGAGGGUGCCAUAUAAUAAUAAUAUACUAGAGGUCCAUUAUUUAAGCUACAAAAAUGAUUCAAAUAAAAGUUUAAGCUUUUUCUCUCACUGUUCAUUAACUUUCUCAGCGUGGAAAGUUCAGACCUCGUCUUACUCAGCUUGUGCAGACUAAUGACAGUGAAACAGUCAAAGAGGUCACAAGUAAAGCCUUCAAGUGUUUACCUGACAUUAAACAGGCAAUCAAUGAAUUGACAAAGCUGAAAGCAGUGGGACCAGCAACAGCUUCAGGUAUUAAACAGUUAUUUGAAAAAUGUGCUCAUGACAAGGGCUCAAGAAAGGCCCCUCUGGUCAUCUGGGACAAGUAAAUUUUCUUGCUGAUCAGUAAGAAUGACUAGCCAAUUAUUGAAAGUUUGUCCCGGACAAAUGGUCAUUUUGGCGAGACAUUGUCUGAUGACUGGCUGUUAUUUUGAGCGCUAGAUGUUUUAUAUCAAACCUCCAGCAAGUGUAUAAUAUUUAAGCAAUCAUGAGGUAGUACAUGUAUGGUUAGAAGUUAGAGUUAGAAGUUUAGGAAUAUUUAUUCACUUUUGGCCCUCAUGAGAUUCUUAUUUUAAGGUGACUCAACCCAGUUUUUUUUUUUUGGGGGGGGGGUACCAUCCUACUUUGAAGCUCUCUGGUAUCCCCACCUUUACUUUUAUCGUAAGUCUAACACAUAGAUUGGAUAACAUAUAGAUCAAUCUACAAUAUAACAUAAAAUUUUUGGCAAUCGGAGUAAAUGUCACGUGGUUAUAAUGCCACGCCCCUUUGAGGUUUGAGUCGAAAAUCUGCUGUUGAAGGCAUUUUUUCGUGAAAAUCUCUCGGCUACACAUAGUGCGCAUUAGUGCCUUGUGCUGAACAGAGUUUCACCAAAAUCACAAAGACCCAAUUCGAGAAAUUCAGCGGUUUCCAAAUUUAGGUCAUAAUUUAUGCAAAAAUGAUAAUCAAACUUUACACGAUUAUAUCUAAUAAACUAUGAGAUUCUUCCCUUUAUUUUGGGGAUCGUUAUAACAGAUGGGUCCUUGCAAGUCAGCAAAACGCUUUAGGGCCUUGCAAAUGCACGCGAUUUCGAGCAAAGCAAACAUAUAGAAAUUAUAGUUUUCGCUAUUUGUUGACGUUUGUUGUCAUUUUUAAAAGAGUCCUUCUCACAAGAAAAGCAUUUUCUUAAAAAUUCGUAGUUUUUUUUCCUUCAAAUUUUUUCAGGGCCACAAUUGAUUAACUAACUACCCGGACUCUGAAUUUCAUGGUCAUUGAAAAACUGUGACACUAUCCUCUAUAAGCCCAAACUUGAGUAAACAUUGAAGAUUUUUAACGUUUUGGCUGAGUUUGUGCUUUGGGAGUUGUCCUGUUGUUUCUAGUCUGUCGUGAUACAGCAUUCUUGUUCAGCACGCGUGCAAUGACAACGCUUGGCUGACUUCCGAAUGCUCACUGGGAUAUGAUAAUUUAGUAUGAGAAAAUAGAAGGGAUUCCCAUCACGAGUUGGUUUAAUUAUUGGCUUACAUUAAACCUAUGAAAAAAUUAUAUUUUUUUAAUAGUUAGUAGAUUUAGUGUGUAGCUCUUCUUGAUUUUUUUGCAAAGGCACAAGAAGAACGAGAAUUGAUUAAAAAUUGUGAGUGAAACCUUUAUGUAUAAUGCGAUGGCCUGUCUCAGUGUACCCAAAUUAUCAUAUCUUGGUGAGCAUUCAGAAGUCAGCCAAGUGCGGUCAUUGCACGCGUGCUGAACAAGAAUGCUGUGUCAUGACAGACUAGAAACAAUAGACAACUCCCAAAGCACAAACUCAGCCAAAACGCUAUUUAUUUGUCACAGUUUUUCAAUGACCAUGAAAUUCAGAAUCCGUGUAGUUGGUUAAUCAAUUGUGGCCCUGAAAAAAUUUGAAGGAAAAAAAACUACGAAUUUUUAAGAAAAUCCCUUUUUCGUGAGAAGGACUCUUAAACGCUGACAAACGUCAACAAAUAGCUAAAACUAUAAUUUCUAUAUGUUUGCUUUGCUUGAAAUCGCGCGCAUUUACAAGGCCCUAAAGCUUUUUGCUGACUUGCAAGGACCCAUCUGUUAUAACGAUCUCCAAAAUAAAGGGAUAAGUCUCAUAGUUUAUUAGAUAUAAUCAUGUAAAGUUUGCUUAUCAUUUUCGCAUAAAUUGUGACCUAAAUUUGGAAACUGCUGAAUUUCUUGAACUGGGUCUUUGCGAUUUUGGUGAAACUCUGUUCAGCGCAAGGCACUAAUGCGCAAUAUAUGUAGCCGAGAGAAUUCACGAAAAAAUGCUGGCAACAGUAGAUUUUCGACCCAGACCUCAAAGGGGCGUGGCAUUAUAACCACAUGACAUUUACUCCGAUCGCCAAAAAUUUUAUGUUAUAUUGUAGAUUGAUCUAUAUGUUAUCCAUUCUAUGUGUUAGACUUACGAUAAAAGUAAAGGUGGGGAUACCAGAGAGCUUCAAAGUAGGAUGGUACUGCCCAAAAAAAACUGGGUCGAGUCACCUUAAAUAGUGCUGUACUUUUUUUUCGUUGUCAUUAAGCAAUCCUUUGUGCUGGCAGCCACAAAGUACCAUUCAUGGCAGAUGAAUCAAUACAAGCCAUUCCAGGGUUUGGAAAGAUAGAAUAUUCAUUGAAGUUCUAUCUGGAUUAUAUCGAGAAAAUAAGA